AUGAUUUUGAAAAUUCUCAACAUUUGUAUUAUUUCACUCACUUGUUUAACAUACUUUACAUCCGCGUGGCCAGGAGGAGCAGGAGUCUGUGACGUGAAUAAAAUGAAAGAUAGUCCACAUGGUGCUGCUUACUCACCACAAAAUGCCGGUGAAUUUUCUAUCAAUAUGACGAAAUUAACAAGUCCAAAGAUUAAAAUUUCUGUUAAUGGACCAAAAAGUGUCAAAGGUUUUUUAAUAUACGUUCAAAAUGAUGGCGGUGAGCAUUUUGGAAAAUUUGAAAAUACAAAUCCUUUAUUCAGUUUUAACGUUAAGGGUUGUGACAAGCAAGACCAGACCAAUACUUUAACUCAUAACUCUGCAGUUGAAAAACAACUUCCACUUGACUUCGAAUGGUCACCUGAAACUGAUAAUGCAAAUGGUACUGUUCAGGUUGUCGUAGUGGUGUCUUUUGCAGAGUGGUAUAAAUUGGAUGGACAAUCUAUCAGCUCCUAG
This is a messenger RNA of Cetraspora pellucida, 492 nucleotides long. The record is from the annotation of a GenBank genome assembly. NCBI's taxonomy places the organism in Eukaryota, Fungi, Glomeromycota, Glomeromycetes, Diversisporales, Gigasporaceae.